Messenger RNA from Cantharellus anzutake, 753 nucleotides. RefSeq lists its product as uncharacterized. The coding region runs from base 1 to 753 and encodes 250 amino acids. NCBI's taxonomy places the organism in Eukaryota, Fungi, Basidiomycota, Agaricomycetes, Cantharellales, Hydnaceae. The transcript is spliced from 4 exons. The record is from RefSeq and is a predicted model, not a curated record.
AUGUUUUUGGAGAGUCGCAAUGGUCCAACAAAAGAGUCCAAGAAAGUAAGUGUGUCUGUGGCGUUGGAAAAAGAUGAGGGCUUUGAGAGCUGCAUGCCAGUUAAGGAACCGGUUCUCCCCUCCAUGUUUUCUGAGCCGCAAUGGGACCCCGAAGGGAAUUUUCGCCGAGCUUUGCCGUCUCUGGCGACGCAGAGGGAGUUCAAGUACCAGGUGGACCUUCACGCCUUCGAUGACAAUGGACUGGACGUUCUGCAUGAUGGUUUGGAUAUGCUGUUCACUGAGGGUAUGGUGGUCAUCGGGACGGUGUCUCUGCAUUUCACGCGUGCACGCAAUACCACCAAAGGGGAAAUACGCUCCUUCCAAAUUCAUUGGACAGCUGUUCAUGUUGUUGGUCAGAUCAAGGCGCUAUCCAUCGAGCCUUUGACUGUCGCUUCCUCCAGCAAAAAAAGGUCGGCAGACGGUGAUCAACCUGGACCUGUCAAGAAGUGUGGUCCAUUUUUCACACGUGGCUCUGCGCCCAGUGAAUGUUCAUCUCACACGAUCUCAGAAAAAAGUAACGAUGAUGCAUACGCUUCCUCUGGGAUUGCGGAGAACUUGGUGGUGGAGGAAAAGAUGGCAUCAGAGAAGGAGGUGGUGGUUCAGGUUGAAAAGGGUAAAGGAAAAGAGGAGGACAUCUUCAUGAGAUCUAUUGGCAUCUUUCCUGACACAACUUUGAAUGAUGAAGGAGUAAAAGAGAGUGCUUUGGAUGAUUAA